AUGGCCAUUCUUUCACAGUGUGAAGCUAGUGAUGGUGAUGGCUGUGGGCAGAUCUUUCCUCACAAGACUCAACCUGGGAUCUGUGCAAAAUGCCAUAAAUUAGCUUCUUUUCAAGCUGGCUCUGCAGACAUCAAGUUAUGGCAGGCAAUGCCACAAUGCAAAGGAUGUGGCAUGGCAUGGAAAAAUUUACAGGGAGAGAUGUGCAGAACUUGUGAAACUGCAUCACCUGCAGCCAACCAAGGUGCAAUGCUAGUUGGUAACUGUGAUAGCAGUACUGGCACAAGUCAGGUCAUGCAUGAUGCCAUUGAAACUGCAAGGCAAGCACAGGCAGUGUCAGCUAGUGUCCACUUGUGGAAAUCACCAAAUACAUCUGGACUUCCAAACACUCUGAACACAACUGCUGGCCUCAAUUAUGCAUGGAAUGGUGGUGGUCAACCAGGCAGUGACAAGAUCAAAAUUGCUAUUGAACCACUCAGGCUCUCUGACAUUUGCACCACAGAGGUCCUUGAGGAUUCUCUCACUGCCCUUAAUGUCAACUGGGAAAAAGAUGAGGGUUUAGGGUUGGUAUUGGGUGAAGUUCAGUUUUGUUUUCCUGGAAACAAGAAUUUCCAGCCAGGUGAUCAAACUAAAACUGUUGGAUAUGUGUAUAAUGCAUACAUGCUUGGCAAGUCAGCAGAUUUCUACAAACCAAGGGAUGCCCAAUCCAAGGAAGUGAAAGGACCAGCCCUCUUCUUGGAACUCUAUGUCGACUGUGAAGCAGUGCAACAUGUUUGCAGCAUGGUGCCUGAAACAGGUGAAGUCAAAAUUGUGUGGCCAGAUGACAGUGUCAAAACAAUCAAGGGUUUCCUGGGAUCUGAUGUGUUUUCAAAAGGCUGGACAAAGAAGGUUUAUAAGCUAAUGCUCAAUGGAGAUCUUUUUGUUGCCAAAUGUUUCUUUGACAUUGGCACUGGUGAAUCUGUGACAACUACUGACAACAAGAAGUACCUUGAGGCUGAACUAGUCCAACUUAACUUGGGAAAGUGGUUUCUGGGCCAUUUCUGUGAACUUGCAAAGCAACAGGGUGUCAGCAUCUUUUCAGAGAUAGUGUUUUCUGAAGGUUUCCUGCUCUGUGAACAUGAGAUGUUGUCUGCUGCAUCUGGUGAAUCGGACCAUGGGAAUUACUAUGGUGGUGCUGUUUGGCUUGUUGAGCCUCAAUGGACUACAAUGGUUAUGAAGUUUAGUGGCACACUGGAGCACCCAUCUUCAACAGACAAACUUGGAAUUACUAUUUCAGCCUUUGCUCAUUUUGCAUAUGAGUACAGCAAGCAUAAAUUGGUCUUUGCAGAUAUUCAAGGUUCCCCAAUGACAGUGAAUGGGCAUGAUGGAAUGGUCUUAUUCAAUGUAAUGACCCAUGCGGUGACAUUGUAUGGUAACCAACUGCAUCACAGUGUCAAGUUACUGAUUCCCCUCAAGUGA
Pisolithus orientalis is the source of this 1455-nucleotide messenger RNA. RefSeq lists its product as uncharacterized. Bases 1 to 1455 code for a protein of 484 amino acids. The record is from RefSeq and is a predicted model, not a curated record. NCBI's taxonomy places the organism in Eukaryota, Fungi, Basidiomycota, Agaricomycetes, Boletales, Pisolithaceae. Gene Ontology annotation, biological process: protein phosphorylation. The transcript has 10 exons. Gene Ontology annotation, molecular function: protein serine/threonine kinase activity; ATP binding.